AGACAUUUGACUGGAAAAACACAUGUUGCCGGCAGUGAUGGUGAUAAUCAGUUUGCUACUUACAUCAAGGAGAGAUGGGAAGCUGCUGGUCUUCCCAUGACCCAUAUCGAUUCGUACUAUCCAUUGCUCAACUACCCCAUCUCUCGCUCGCUUACUUUAUUGGAGCCAUUUCGAUACGAUGCAGUGCUGAGAGAACCAGCUAUUGCCGAGGACACUACAAGUGGGGAUCCAGAUGCUGUUCCUACCUUUCUAGGCUACUCUCCUUCUGGAAACGUCACUGCAGAGCUAGUGUAUGCCAAUUUUGGUGGUAUAGAAGACUUUGCUAUGCUAGCUAAAAACGGCAUUGAUGUCAAGGGGAAAAUUGUUUUGGUCAGAUAUGGUGGUGCGUUUCGUGGUUUAAAGGUUCGAGCUGCUGAGCUCUCUGGAGCUGCUGCUGUUUUGAUCUUUUCGGAUCCUGCCCAGGAUGGUUACAAAAUGGGUGCUACGUAUCCUGACGGACCGUGGAGACCACCUCAUGGUGUACAAAGAGGUUCUAUCCAGUAUCCAACAUUUUACCCUGGUGACCCACUUACGCCUUUUAUUGCUGCGACAAAAGAUGCUCCUCGUAUUCCAAUUGAGGAAGCACCCAUUCCCAAGAUUCCUGCAAUUCCAAUUAGCUACGCUGAUGCUGCCCCUUUUUUGAAAGCUCUUGUCGGUCACGGAAUUCUUGCCAGAACCUUAUCUCUCAAUUGGCAAGGAGGUCUUGACAUGGAUUAUUGGACAGGACCUGCUGCAAAAGUAAAUAUGUAUGUCAACAAUGAUUUCAAAAUCAAACCUAUUUGGAAUGUUUUGUCCAUCAUUGAGGGUAAACACGAACCCGACCAAGCCAUUAUUCUUGGCGGACAUAGUGAUGCAUGGGUAUAUGGCUCAGUUGAUCCAUCUUCAUCCAAUUCCGUGAUUGUUGAAACUGGUGUUGCACUUGGUAAAAUGUACAAGUCUGGCUGGCGACCCGAUCGCACCAUCAUUCUUGCAAGCUGGGAUGGUGAAGAAUACGGUUUAUUAGGCUCUACCGAAUGGGUUGAGGAUCAUGUCGAAGUACUAAAUAGAACUGCGAUCGCGUACAUUAAUCUUGAUAUGGGUGCUUAUGGACCACACUUUCAUGCUGCUGCUAGUCCUUCUCUCGCUAAUCUUAUCCGUGAUGUAACCAAGGGCGUAAAAGAUCCCAACUCGGGAAAAAUGGAUACACCUCAAGGUCGUGUUCCACGUAUUAGCCCACUUGGAUUUGGAUCUGAUUAUGUUGCAUUUUUGCAAUUUGUUGGUGUUGCUGCUAUGGAUAUUAAAUUUGAAGGCGACUAUGGUGUGUAUCACUCCAACUAUGAUAGUUUUCAUUGGAUGGAAAAGUUUGGAGAUCCCACUUGGGAAUAUCACAAGACACUUGCUAGUAUUGUUGGUCGCAUUGUUCUUUCGCUUGCACACGAUGAAAUUCUUCCAUUUGACUAUGCCCCUUAUAGUUAUGAGUUGACUCGAUAUGCUACAGAUGUAAGCACUGCGCUCCAGACUGCUGAAUUUCCUAUCGAAUGGGCAAGUAGUUUGCACGAAGCCAUCCAACUUUUUUCAAAAGCAGUAAAUAAGUUGAACAAGGCUAUUGACGGAUUGUCUGAUAUUGAAACCAAGACGAAUGCUGAGCAAAUGGAUGAGCCCAAGCUUGUUGUUCAAGGAAACGACAACAACGAAAUAAUGAUGAUUACAUCUUUUGAUGCAGACUUGUCAGCAUCCAAGAAACACAAAAAACGACCCAAUGCCAAGAAGCUUAACAAGAUUCUUGGAUUUGGGGAGCGCGCCUUUAUCAAUAAGGAUGGCAUUCCUGGUCGACCAUGGUACAAACAUGUUGUUUAUGCACCAGGAGAGUGGUCUGGAUAUGGUGCAGAGAUGUUUCCUGCAAUUCAUGAAGCCAUUCGUGCGCAUAAUGAAACUCGAGUGCUAAAUGCGAUCGCAGUUGCUUCGCAUCAAAUUCAACAAGCUGCAGAGAUGCUUUCUCCUUGA
This is a messenger RNA of Batrachochytrium dendrobatidis JAM81, 2022 nucleotides long. RefSeq lists its product as uncharacterized. The transcript has 9 exons. The record is from RefSeq and is a predicted model, not a curated record. Lineage: Eukaryota; Fungi; Chytridiomycota; Chytridiomycetes; Rhizophydiales. Gene Ontology annotation, molecular function: carboxypeptidase activity. The annotation marks the transcript as partial.